GGUAUGGGUGGACAGUUUGAUUACUUUGGCCUGUGGAUUGACCAGUCCUUUAAUUAUGGCCAUAGUAAAGCUCAGCCUCGCUGUACAACAUAUGCCAGUCCACAGCUGUCAGGGACAGCAGAAUUUGAGGUGGUAGCCCUGGAGGUUUGGGAGGUUGGACCUGAACCCAAAGUUGACAGUGAUGAUGAGGAAGAUGGAGGAGAGGAGAAGAAGAAAAGUGUCCUGGACGGUAAUGCAGAGGCUAGAGCAAUGCUGUCUCUCAUUGGUAAAGAGCGGGUCAGUGAGGGUUACAGAGACGAGGAAGAUGACAUGGAGAUUUCCGAGGACAUGAAACGAAAGAUGAACACAAUACCAUCUCUUAUAUAGACAUAUUCAUAAUCAUCUUCUGUAUUUUGUACACUAAUAGAAUCUUCUACAUUGAGGGUGUGAUAGAGAACUCUCCAACCCAAGGGGUGAUAUUAUAUAGAUUGUCUCAUUAAUCUGAGGAUUAUACAAUCAAGAAUAUCAUCCCGAGGGCUGGAGAGUUCUCUGUCACAUCCUCAAGGUAGGGGAUGCUUAUUUUUCUCCCAUCAUACCAUUUUUGAUUACAAAUGGUCCAGUUAUUCCAAUAUUAGAAAAAAAAACUACAAUGUAUUGCAAUACAUACAGUGUUGACAUGAUGUGAUUGAAUUGUUACCCUGAAUAUCUGUCAUGACAUCAUUGUAUUCUUGCUAUAACACCUUGUAUUGUUGUCAGCACAUGCUUUCUUUUAUACCCUAGGGUGUGACAAAGAUAUUGUACCCUAGGGGUGACAAGAGAAAUACCGUAUAUUGAGACAUUGUAAAAUAUUGUUUGUAAACAUAUCUAUUUAUUGAACACACAAAUUUAAAAUGUACACCUGAAUUUAAACAGAUUAAUUGGUGACCUACCAUACUCUUACACAAAACGAUACUUAGAAAAUGUAAUUAGUGUAAUUGUAAUUUAGCAGAAGGCUUUCAGGACAUGUUGAUUUGUGUUUUGCAUGAAGCUGAGAAACAGGCGGUCUGUGCUGUCAUGGUUGUGUCCUUUGGCAAGACCCUUUAUCCUUGUUGCUCUGGAUGGCAUGCGAUGGGCCUCCCAUAUGUUUUUCAGUGAGGUAGUCACCAAC
Molecule: messenger RNA, 1126 nt
Organism: Pecten maximus
Lineage: Eukaryota; Metazoa; Mollusca; Bivalvia; Pectinida; Pectinidae
Product: MTOR-associated protein MEAK7-like
Biological process (GO): TOR signaling
Source: RefSeq, a predicted model, not a curated record